This is a messenger RNA of Polyodon spathula (Mississippi paddlefish), 2214 nucleotides long. Its product is annotated as transcription factor AP-1-like. The transcript has a single exon. Gene Ontology annotation, biological process: regulation of cell population proliferation; regulation of cell cycle; regulation of transcription by RNA polymerase II. Gene Ontology annotation, molecular function: DNA-binding transcription factor activity, RNA polymerase II-specific; RNA polymerase II cis-regulatory region sequence-specific DNA binding; transcription factor binding. Gene Ontology annotation, cellular component: transcription regulator complex. The coding region runs from base 499 to 1452 and encodes 317 amino acids. The record is from RefSeq and is a predicted model, not a curated record. NCBI's taxonomy places the organism in Eukaryota, Metazoa, Chordata, Actinopteri, Acipenseriformes, Polyodontidae.
UAUAACAGUUUAUGGUGGAGAGUGGAACAUCUUAAUUGGGAAGGUGCUCACUACUCAUUGAAACGUGAAACUCGCACAUUUCUUGAAAAAAGAAGAAAAAGACGACACGUUUACAUUGGAAAAAGCCUAAAAGGACCUCAAUUCAGAGCUGUUAUAUUUGACUGAACACAGUCAUUUGAAACAAGUGCUAUAGAAGAAUACAAAGUCUUUCGACUCGGGAGGGCUGAGGAGUUGCAGAGACAACUUGUAGAAUAGACUGUCCGACGUCUCUUCAAGUAAGAGUUUGUAAAGCAUUUGUAUUUUCCUUUUACAUAUCUAUAUCGGACGUUUAGUUUCAAUCAUAAGCCGGUCUGUCUGCACAGUCAGGCUAAUCUGUGUUUAUCGCACUUCUCAGAACUGGACUUCUCAGAAGUAUAACUUCUGUCUUUCGUUAUAAGUGCUGAAUUCAAAACGCGCAGCGCACACACAGACACAGACGCGAGUUCUGGUUAGGGUUCUAUGUCUACCAAGAUGGAAACUACUUUCUACGACGAUACACUCAAUGCCUUCUCACAGCCAGAGUCCUCCGGCUACGGAUACAACCCCAAAGCCCUGAAGCAGAGCCUGACUUUGAACCUGCUGGACCCCCCGCUGAACAUGAAACCGCACCUGCGGGCCAGGGCAAGCGACAUCCUCACAUCCCCGGAUGUUGGGCUUCUCAAACUGGCCUCCCCCGAACUGGAGCGGCUUAUCAUCCAGUCCAGCAACGGUAUGAUCACCACGACCCCCACCCCGACCCAGUUCCUCUGCCCGAGAAACGUUACCGACGAGCAGGAGGGUUUUGCUGACGGGUUCGUGCGGGCACUGGCCGAGCUGCACUACCAGCACAACGGCUCCACCAGCGUAACUUCUGCGACAGAGACUUCUUCGGCCACCGGCAUGACACCCAUCUCAUCUAUGAUUGUCAACAGUGUUUUCAGCGCAAACAUGCAGCCGGAACCACCGGUGUAUACCAGCCUGAACACCUUCAAUCCAACUAACUCGACGGCGGCGGCAGCACCCGGCUUCAGCAAUGCAAACAACCUGAACUAUCAGCCUCAGCAUCACAUGAACACCCAGGUGCAGAUUCAGCACCCGCGGCUGCAGGCGCUGAAAGAGGAGCCCCAGACGGUGCCCGAGAUGCCCGGCGAGACCCCGCCGCUCUCCCCGAUCGACAUGGAGAACCAGGAGAGGAUCAAAGCCGAGAGGAAGCGCAUGAGAAACAGAGUCGCAGCUUCCAAGUGCCGGAAGAGGAAACUGGAGAGGAUCUCCAGGCUCGAAGACAAAGUGAAAAACUUGAAGUCCCAGAACUCCGAGCUGGCGUCCUCCGCUAACUUGCUGCGAGAGCAGGUGGCGCAGCUCAAGCAGAAAGUCAUGAACCACGUCAAUAGCGGCUGCCAGCUCAUGCUGACCCAGCAGCUGCAAACAUUCUGAGAGCGCAACCCUGCUACCGCUGCUCCUCCAAAAAAGAGACAGUCCGAGAACGGGACGAAGUUUACACAGUAAUGAAUGAAUGAGUGAAGACAAUGAAACUAAGUGUCACAGCCGUGAGACUGCAGAGGCGAGAUCCUUGGCUGCACGCUGGAGUAUAGAGAGAGAGAGAGAGAGAGAGAGAGAGAGAGACUUGUCUUGAGCAUGAUAAGAAGAGCUGUCUCGGGCUGGGUUCGUGACAACAACAACGAAUAACAAAAAAGACACAAGCGCUUUCUUAUUCAAGAGACACUAUCAUUGCGUUAACGUUGACCAAGUUGUGCAUGGACCCCGUGACAUUCAAAGAUCAUUCAGUAUUAAAACAAAGUUAAACAAAACGAAACAAAAAAACUGCAAUAGAUACUUUGGUUUGCUUCUGUUGUAGCGACGUCAUGAGAAGGCGUAGAAAGUAAAAAAGGCAGGUUGAAAAAGCUGUCUGGCUUGAUUGUAUGUGUAAUGUAAAUAUUGUUCACUUUAUAUAUACCUGUAUGUAUAUAAGCUGAUGUCAUGUUAAUGCAGUAAACGUUUCACGCUUUGUAAGUUAUUAUGGUUUGUAUGUUGCUCUGGCGGUUAAGCCCAGUACUAUUUGUAAAUAAGAGGAAUUUUGGAGACUCAUAAGUUUGCCAUUUGUAAUAAAAUAUAUAAUUUUUUUAUGUUCGUUUUCUGAAAGUUCAGAAACAAAGCGAUUAUAUUUAAGACAUGUAUAAAUAAAGCAUCUAAAACGAA